Messenger RNA from Ceutorhynchus assimilis (cabbage seed weevil), 9150 nucleotides. The record is from the annotation of a GenBank genome assembly. NCBI's taxonomy places the organism in Eukaryota, Metazoa, Arthropoda, Insecta, Coleoptera, Curculionidae.
GAAAAGUUUUAAAAAAGUUUUGUUCUGGAAUAUACAAAUUUAAGUUUCUCUUUUGGAAUCGAGUAUUGAGUAUACUUUUUAUGGGGUGUCCACUAAGACGCGCCCAUCCACAACAACCCCCAUAUGCCCAACGCCAGCGAUUCCAGCAUUGAACUGAACCAAAUCCCAGUCCAAAGGCAAACCAGCGAUGGCCAGGGAGCUGAACGACAAACCAAUGGUCAAGACGCACAAGAUGGUGCCGCAGCGUCGGCCAUCGACAGGGAAACGGAAACUAGCGGAGACACGUUAGAAGGACAAGAACACCGGGUAAUAUUCAUCAACAGGGCUCAGCCUCCAGUAGCCAAGUACUGUAACAAUAGGAUCUCCACGGCCAAAUAUAGUAUAAUAAGAUUCGUACCAUUAUUUCUCUUCGAACAAUUCCGAAGAUGGGCGAACAUAUUUUUCCUUAUGAUUGCUCUAUUGCAACAAAUACCGGACGUAUCACCUACUGGCAGGUACACCACUUUAGUGCCUCUAAUUUUUAUUCUAUCAGUGUCAGCCAUCAAGGAAAUCAUCGAAGAUAUCAAAAGACACCGAGCUGAUGAUGAAACCAAUCACAGAAAAGUUGAAGUCCUUAGAGGGGACACUUGGAUUUGUGUUAGAUGGAUGGACGUUAUUGUAGGCGAUUUGGUUAAAGUCAUUAACAACACAUUCUUCCCUGCGGAUCUUGUUUUAUUAUCUUCAAGCGAACCGCAAGGCAUGAGUUUCAUCGAAACAGCCAAUUUAGAUGGUGAAACAAACUUGAAAAUUCGCCAGGCUCUGCCGAGUACUGCAAAAUUGACUGCCAUCAAUGAAAUGAAGCAGUUAACUGGCACGUUGGAAUGUGAACCACCCAAUAGGCAUUUGUAUGAGUUUAAUGGAGUUUUGAAAGAAUAUAACAAACCUCAUGAACCGCUAGGUCCCGAUCAAAUCCUGCUUCGUGGAGCAAUGCUGAGAAACACGUCCUGGGUUUUUGGUAUGGUGAUUUACACAGGCCACGAAACCAAGCUAAUGCGAAACUCCACCAAGGCUCCACUAAAACGAUCCAACAUUGAUAAAAUGACCAACGUUCAAAUAUUGCUAUUAUUUGGACUACUUUUCAUAAUGUGCUUGAUUUGUACCAUAUUUAAUGUGAUUUGGACACGUGCCAACGGGGAUAUUCAUUAUUAUAUUGGAUUUCAAGAAACUGAAAACUUUUUAUAUACUUUCUUGACUUUUUUGAUCCUAUUCAACAAUCUCAUACCAAUAUCAUUACAAGUUACCUUAGAAGUUGUAAGAUUUAUACAGGCUAUUUUUAUAAAUAUGGACCGAGAAAUGUACCAUGCAGAAACUGAUACACCGGCAAUGGCAAGAACGUCAAAUUUAAACGAAGAAUUAGGCCAAGUGAAAUAUAUUUUCUCAGAUAAAACCGGAACAUUGACAAGAAAUAUUAUGGAAUUUAAACGGUGUGCCGUGGGACAUGAAAUCUAUCGACCCAGCGACGUUCCAGAAGAAUCUCUAAUGGUUCAACAUUUAAAAGACAAACACAAAAAUGCUGACUUAAUAAAAGACCUUCUGGUACUUCUCUCUGUAUGUCACACAGUUAUUCCAGAACAAAUGCCCGAUGGUUCUAUAGUUUACCAUGCAGCCUCACCAGAUGAACGAGCAUUAGUUUACGGAGCAGCCAAAUUCGGUUUUGUAUUCAAAAGUCGUACACCCGAUUAUGUAGACAUUACCGCUCUAGGCGAAACCGAAAGAUACGAAGUUUUAACAGUAUUAGAAUUCACUUCAGCCCGAAAACGGAUGUCUGUAAUCGUGAAAGAUCCGCAAGGAAAAAUUAAAUUGUUUUGUAAAGGAGCUGACACUGUGAUAUACGAACGUUUGGACAACAACGCCUCGUCCAGGGAAUACAGGGAAUUGCUGUUGCAACAUUUAGAGGCGUUUGCUACCGAGGGUUUGAGGACACUUUGUUGUGCCGUGGUGGAAUUGAAAAAGAGCGAUUAUGAAGAUUGGAAACAGAUGUAUCAUAAGGCUUGUUGUAGUAUACAGCAUAGAGAAGAGAAAAUCGAAGAAGCUGCCAACCUAAUAGAAAGAAAACUGAAACUUAUCGGCGCGACUGCCAUCGAAGAUAAACUGCAAGAAGGUGUACCAGAAACUAUAGCUACUUUAUUGAAAGCCGACAUCAACAUUUGGGUCCUCACUGGUGACAAACAGGAAACCGCUAUAAACAUCGGCUAUUCUUGUAGACUGAUAUCUCAGGGAAUGCAAAUUAUCAUACUGAAUGAAGACGGUUUAGAUGCCGUCCGAGAAUCCGUCUUACGUCACUGCGACGAACUAGGCGAAAGUUUGGACAAACAAAACGAAAUCGCACUCAUUAUCGACGGUAAAACGUUAAAAUACGCCCUCACUUGCGAAUUACGUAACGAAUUUUUACGAUUGUGCAUAUCUUGUAAAGUUGUGGUUUGCUGUAGAGUGUCGCCGAUGCAAAAAGCCGAAGUCGUCGAAUAUGUGACCAAACAUACUAAAUCUAUUACUUUGGCUAUAGGAGAUGGGGCUAACGAUGUGGCUAUGAUACAGAAGGCACACGUUGGUGUUGGUAUAUCAGGAGUGGAGGGAUUGCAAGCUGCGUGUGCUAGCGAUUAUAGUAUAGCGCAGUUUAGAUUUUUGAUGAGAUUACUUUUGGUGCAUGGAGCAUGGAACUACUCAAGAAUGUGUAAACUAAUCCUGUACAGUUUCUACAAAAAUAUCUGUUUAUACGUCAUCGAACUGUGGUUCGCCAUUUAUUCAGGCUGGUCUGGACAAAUUUUAUUCGAAAGAUGGUCAAUAGGUUUAUACAACGUGUUAUUCACUGCCCUUCCGCCCCUAGCAAUGGGCCUGUUCGACAAAAGUUGCAGCGCGGAAAAAAUGAUCAACUAUCCCCAACUGUACAAACCCUCGCAAAGCGGACAGCUGUUUAACAUCAAAGUUUUCUGGAUGUGGAUUAUCAACUCUUUGGUGCAUUCUGCUUUGUUGUUCUGGUUGCCGAUAUUGGCAACUAACCAUGAUAUAUUGUGGCCGAAUGGCCAGGAAGGAGGUUAUUUGGUUGUUGGAAAUGCGGUUUAUACUUAUGUGGUAGUAACGGUUUGCUUAAAGGCUGGUUUAGUAACAAAUUCGUGGCCUUGGCCCACACACUGUGCCAUCUGGGGCUCGAUACUGUUAUGGUUUUUGUUUGUUAUUGUGUAUAGUUUAUUCUGGCCAACAAUACCUUUAGGCAGUGUAAUGUGCGGUAUGUACAUAAUGAUUUUCAGCAGCGCCGUAUUCUGGAUGGGGCUGUUUUUAAUACCUGUGAUCACCAUUAUACCUGAUUUUAUAUUUAAAAUAGUUAAAAAUACAGCAUUUAAGACAGUGACUGAUGUGGUGCGAGAGAGCGAAAUUAGAAAAAGAGAUCCUGAGGUGUACCGGGGAGAUUCUAAAAAUUCUCCCAUGCAUGCAUUGGAGCAGUUCGCAAUAUAUGGUUUCGCUUUUUCCCAAGAAGAGGGCGGUGCUGUUUCUCAAACGGACGUUAUCAGAGCUUAUAACACCAAUAUACCAAAACCGGACGGGAUGUAGUAGGUUGAAGGCGUAAACCAAAAAUAUGAAUGAAGCUUUAGUCAAUUGAGUGACAAUUUUGUAGUAUUUGCUACUAAACUACCACUAAGUUUCGAUUUGUAAAGACAAAAACGAAUAUUCUUAGGGAUGCAUGUGUCAAAAACUUUGUCAACAAUCAUGAAAAGAAAUAAAUUAAAAUAAUCUUAAACAUAUUUAUUUUGUGUGUGGUAAACCAAUAUUUUAAUGAUUGCCUCACUUCUAUAAUAAUUCUAUCCAUAACUAUUUAUAAUACUUAAAACUGUGAAUGUGCCUUUCGCAUAUUUAGUUUUUAUAAUACAUAAGUAUGUAUACACUACUGAUCUUUUUAAAUGGCCGAAAAAAACUUGAGAUUUUUUCUGUUGUUCAUAAUCUACUUUAAAUAAUAUAUGCUAAAGUGUAAUUUACGUACAGUAUAGAUAACUUAAUCCAUGUAAAUGCAUUCAUUCCAUUUUGUUCAGGACAAUUUGUUAUUUUAAAAAUUUCUGAUUUUGGUCAUCCAUUGGUCUAUGUAAGUAAAUGAAGGCACUUACACGAAUUAGGUCUAUAUGCGGUACAUGAGUGUGGCCUUUAUAUGGUGUUUAACUGUUUAGUCUGUUUAAUUCUCCCAAAAAAAAAAAAACAAUUUAAUUAAAAAAAAUAACACCAAAAUAGAAAUAAAAUUGUGUCACCUUUUAAAAUUUAGAAACACUAUCACUUAAUUAUUGUUUUUACAGUUUUAAGACAACGUCGGGAAGUUAGCAACACAUUGGAAGCAGGAUCUUUAAAAUGCACCUCUGCUUACUGCUUUGUUCAAUAACACCCAUCGUUUUCGAAGUAUAUCGAUUUCCAUUUUGGUUGCUAACUUCACCCUUGCCAACAUAUUGGAAGCAGGAUGGCUGAAACAGGUUCCUACUUGUGUUGCUAUUCAAGAAGACAUCCACUGAAAACUAUGGAAAAAAUUUCAGCACAAAUACGUGGAGCAAAAUAUUUUACACUUUUAAGUUGUAAACGAGGGUCUUGACAAAUAAGUUGCAGAGCAGUCUCAAAAAUAUCUCACGUUUUCAACACCAUGGGGACGUUAUUUUUGCACUCGUCUACCAUUUGGAAUCUGUUCAGCACCAGAGGUAUUUCAAGAAAUGAUGGUCUUGCUUCAUGCCGCUUCAAAUCUGACCCCGGAAACACGUACUAUUUACCCUUGACAACACACUGGAAGCAGGAUCUCUCAAACAUGUUCCUGCUUGUGUUGCUACGGUCCUGCCUCAUCCUGCUUUAAAUCACAACGCUUAUUUUUUUCGAGAUAUAGGGAUUUCCAUUAUGGUUAGUUAUUUCACCCUUUAGUCUAAGGACAGGUUUGAUUAUUCUUCCAGACUUUGUCCGUCUUUGUUCGGAGUAACUUUGAAAUGUUCGAUCGGUGGUUCUGUUAGAGUUUCUGGUUGACCAUUUGAAGUUUCUUCGACUAGUGAUUGAUUAUACUCCUGAAUUUCUGGACUGGUAGGCGUUAAAACUAUUUCGUUAUUAUUUAUAUUGAAAUCAGCUUUUGUUUCAUGAACUUUGUAGCAAAACGCCCCACGUACUCUAAGUAAUUGAUUAGAUGGUAGAUGGCGAGCGGUAUAUUGAUGAUGUUUAUUUCCUUGGAGCUGCUACCUAUAAAAUUGUGGAAGGGUCUAUUCGCAAAAGAGGGAAACAAACUAUUAAGGUUUACUGAAUUAUAUUUUAUUAUACAUAAAACCAAAAAUUUAAAUAAGCAAAAUAUCUUUCAAUUCUGACAGCCACAUCUAUUUUUUCCAAUUCGAAUUAUUUCACAUCCGUUCAAAUGUCAUUAUUACGGACCAGGAAAUAUCCAUAAAAGAAAAACGCCCUUUUUUCAACUAUUCUCAAUAACUUAUACGUUUAUACAUUUCAACACCUCCGAUUCAUUCCUAUUCAACUACCCUUCGCCUAUAUCUAUAAAUUCUUUAAAAUUCCUAAGUCCUUUACUGACUGCUUAUGCAAAAUCAAAAUAAUUAUUUGUUUUGUUAAUAUAGGUAUUACUAACUUAUUCUUAUAAAAAAACCUUACAAUAAUUUCUACAUGAAAAAUAAAAACCCUAAUUCAAAAUUUCAGCAAUUAAGAUUACCUAUCAAUGUUUCUUCAUGAACAACAAGUUUCAUUUCGAAACUUCCCAUUUACAUAUAAUGGUUUAUUUAAAUCAGAACAAUUACUAUUUUCGGAUUCCUAGCCAACAAACACAAUUAUUUAAUGCUUAUUAGAUUUGUUACUAUAGCCCUCAAACUUCAAUUUGGACAAUCCAAUUCAAAAUUCUUUAAUAAUUCCUACUCAAAAUCGAUACUGGUUAAGUGCAUUAUAAAUUCCCCUUUUAAUUCUUUGCAAAAUUAAUUAAAAUGUCAUUAUACUCGAAGGCAAUUAAAUUUAUGCAAUAAUGUUCCAUAGUCAAAACACUCGAGUUAUUAAUAUUUAUGCAAUAAAGUUCCAAAGUUAAUUCACUUCAUAGUCAUUCAUCAUUUAUAAUGUCGAAAAGUUUUACUAGUCAAAAUCACUCAAGUUUUUAGGCAUUAAAAGUCAUUGUCUUCUUAUCAUUCAAAAUCAUUGUUAAAUGUCAGAAAAAUAAUCACUAAAGUACUUACAUUUAACUUUUCACACAUAAAAUUACUUAAUUUAAUUUACUUCAAAAAAUCUCUAAAGUUCAUUCCACGAAACGAGAUAGUAGAAGUAAACAAACAGGCGGAGCUUAAAAAUUCAGAGCAGGACUGCAAAAAUAUGAAUUACAACUAAUGACAUUUAUUAUUGUUAGGUUGUCAUAUGAAUCAAUAACUUUAAUGUCGUAUUUCCUAGUAUUUUACAAUUAUUUAAAUAGUGUUUGGUGAAUUACUGUUAAUUAGUGAGCAAUUUAGACUAAAACAAUAUCAAGAUCAACAGAUUCCGCUGAAAAAUUUGUUCGGAAAUAUAUUCAGAGAAGAGAAAUACAAAACAACCUAAGACGGUCCUGCCUAGGGCGGAGUAUUCUAGCCAAUAAAAUUUAACCUACCUGUCAAAGUUUGUUUACUUUCACUAUCUCGUUUCGUGAAAUGAACUUUAGAGCACGCACAUAAUAUUGAACGAAUUUAACUGUUCUUUCUUUUACAAUUUUCCGUUACUAUUUCAAAGACCUUUUCCGAGGCGAUAAAAGAAACUGUCGCGAAUUUUACCAGGACUGACACAUUAGGUACUAUAGGCUUUAACUCAAACUGGACUGAACUGCGAACUCAACUGACAACUGUCGAUCCCCCAAAAAUUUCUUUGUCCAUCACAAUUGUGAGGAUGAUGCAAUCUCCUUUGUUAUUAGUUUAAAAUCGAAUAAUUAUAUCGCAAUUUCUGCCAUAAAUUAUCGAUUUAAUUACUAUGGCCUCGCUUCUAAUAUUUUUAGGAAUUUAGAUAAUGACACAGGCUUGGUGACGAAAUACCUAAUAUAAUUUUGAUCGUAUUUGGGGUCAACGUUAAUUUGUUUCAUUUUCAAUUUAUUGAUACUGAUUUGAAAUACAGGAAAUUCAGUUUUUUGAUUAUUUGAUUACAUUUAAUUUUUACAGUAAAGACAUUGUUAAUAUUGGGACUAUUUUUCCGGAUCAUUACAACUUGAACACUAUUUUUUCUUUUUUCUUUGAUGUUCGUAAGAAUACUGAUCUUUUUGUUUGAUCAUCAACUUUUGCCUUUUGUUAUGGUUACACACCUUCCCAUUGUCUGUUGGCAAGUUGUACUCUAACAGAAUCUCCUAUUUUAUAUUUCUGGGGUUGAGUGGCAUGUCUGUCUGCAUAAUCUUUUUCAUUUUCUCCCAAUUUUUUCAAUUCAUUUGUAAUAUUUUCUACAAUAUUUGGUUUCAACUUUUCACUGUUUGCUGGAAGUAAUGUCCUGGUAAUUCUGCUAAAAAGUCUUUGAUUAAGUGAACCCAGUGACAGCUAGGUGUCGUCUAUACAUUUUUUCAACAGAUUUUUCGCAAUUUGAACACUUUUCGAUAAACCAUUGCUUCUUGGAUGAAUCGACUAGGUUGCAUGUUGAAAACACCAUUUUUUGGAAAAAUCUUUAAAAACGAAAUAGUUGUGACGGUGUUAAUGAACUAGUAGCAUAUUCAAUGGGUUGAUUUUCUUGCAUCAAGGCAGCUUCUAAAUUUUUCGAACUAGCAUCUACUGAAAAUGUAACACCCUUGUUUACAUUAUAAAAUUCCAGAACAGGUGCACUAGUCAACUAUACCUUUAUUUUGUUGAAAGCUUCGUGUUGUUUUAUGUCGCAAAUAAAUUCAACAUCUCUUUUUAGAAGCUUUCGUAAAGGAUCUGUAAGCUCAGACAUAUUUGGUAUGAAUUUAUUCAAAUAUGUUAUCAUCCUUUGUUAUAUUUGUUGGUGUCUUUAAGUUUUUAAUAGCUUCCACCUUGAUAUUGAUAUCAUCAAUUUCAAUACCAUUUUCCGAUAAAAUAUGCCCAAGAAACUUAACUCUUUUAACAUUGAGAAUGCAUUUUUCCUUAUUGAGUUUCAAUCCAGAAUUUUCUAAUGUUUCCAAAUCUUUUUUAGUAAUUUUUUCUACGGAAUAAAUAAGAAUAUCGUCCAUUAAGCAGUGAGUGUUUGGAAUGUUUUUUAACAAGGAACUCAUUAUUUCUUGAAAUACCUCUGGUGCUGAACAGAUUCCAAAUGGUAGACGAGUGCAACUAUAACGUCCCCAUGUUGUUGAAAACUUGAGAUAUUUUUGAGACUGCUCUACAACUUAUUUGUCAAAACCCUCGUUUACAACCUAAAAGUGUAAAAUAUUUUGCUCCACGUAUUUGUGCUGAAAUUUUUAGCAAUGCAAGCAGGAACAUCUUGGAGCGAUCCUGCUUCCAAUGUGUUACCAAGAGUGAAGCUAACAACCCAAAAUGGAAAUCAAUAUAUUUCGAAAAUGAUGGGAGUUACUAGGUUGCGGUUUGAAGCAGUAAUAUAUCAGCACAAGCAGAGGUGCAUUUUAAAGAUCCUGCUUUCAAUGUGUUGCUAAUUUCCCCGAUGUUUUAAAACACUUAUUAGACGUUUAAUGUUUAAUAUUAUAUAUUUUAUUACUUGUAUAUUUUAUAAAAACGUUUUUGGUAGUGACCUUUAGACAUUACAACCCCCAACUUAUGAGAAUAUUUUUUUUGUUAGCUAGUCAAUUCCAGGGAUGACCUGAUACUGAAGGGAGGUAGAUGAAUCAAUGAAUACUCUGGCUUUUGGUAUUAUGAACGUCCUUCUUACCGGCAGUAAUUUCACUUCCUCUGCCAAUAGUACAAAAAAAAAUAAGAUAAUAUAAUUUGGCUCAAAUACCUAAUAAAGUAAGCCAAUACAUAAUUUUACUCCUUUUAACUUGAAUCUAAUUCCUACUGUACAACCCCCUAGGCAUUUUCACCCCUUUUUGUUUUUUGGAUACAGAACCAAAAGCAUUGUAUCAAGUUUUCUCUGGUUAUUAAUAUUUGUUUAUUUUUUUAUUAUUAUUUUUUUUAAAAAGCUGCAGAGUGCGUUGUAUCAUUCAGAGAGAUUGUUUAGUUUAUUUAAACACAUUUUACUUGUUGAAAAUAAAUGGGGUAUUAAUUUGUUCUAUAA